UUUAUCCACUCAUAUAAUUAAGUUCUGUACCAUACCACACCUUACCCUCUUCUCUCUCACUCUUCUUUCACUCUCUUUUCUCCAUUUCUCCAGAUUUCUGAUCUGUUUCUGACAGAUUUGAGCUCGUGUUCAAUUGGGUUGUCGAUUCAUGGAAGCUGUUGAGGGAAGAUCUUCUUCUGGAUAUGGCAAACCUCCAUGGGUAUUUAGUGGCAGUGCCUGGUAUCAACUCCAUCUUGUGAAAGCAGAGAAAGCUCGAGCAUACAUUCCCAGAGAAUUUAAACUGGUUGAAGCCUUUGGAUACACUCUUGGCGGUUUCUUUCUAGCAAGUUAUGAGGACAGUCCAGUUGGGGUCUUUGAUGAGCUUGUUGUGAUCGCAGGACUUGUAUGGAACCGCCCAACAUCCUGCGCAUGGGCAACAAGGGUGUACGUGAACAAUGAUGACGCCUGUUGUCACGGCAGAAAGGAGGUGGGGCUUCCAAGCCAGAUGGCUAGGUUUUCUAAGACAAUCACAGCAAUCUCAAGACAACCGAGUGGCAAAAAGGGUGAAUUUCUUCAUAGGAUUGGAAUUGGUACCAAGUUCUCUAGUCCAAAGGAUCCCCUGAAUGUUGAAGUAACCAAAAUCAAAUGUGCUGAUGCAGAAGAAGCAUGCAAUAUUAACAUCAGUCUCACCAGUCCUGUGCCUUCUUUGAGCUUUGACCACAGGUUGGGCCCAAAAAUCAGAAUGUCACUUCCAAGUUUUAGUGGAGCUACAGAGUAUAAUCCUAACCUCCUCAAAUACUCUUGCCAGAUUGAAUGCAGGGUGCAAGCAUUGAAACCGUUGAAGGUUUCACAAUCAUUCAAUUCAACAAAUGAUGGAGCUGAACAAAUUUUAGAAGAUGAUGGCAGAAGCAGUAGUCUUGUGGCUGAAAAUCAUAAAAGUGAAGCACAGAAUUUCAGCACUUGUGUGAUGUUAUCAAAACCCUUACUAGCACUAAAGUUUAGUCAAAUGAAGAUGCAGGUUGAAGCACCCCUUGUGCUUUCCCAGUGCUCAAAUUCUUUACAAACUACUGUAACUUCUGUGCCAUAGCUACCACUGUCUUUCAGUACAGAAAUUAUUUGUUUGAGCCUUUAAACUCUCUAACAUGUAUUCAUCUCAUUUCCUGUGUUUUUUUGCUUUAACGUAGGUAAAUUUUUCUUCCAUUUUGAUGUCUCGAUGGUUUAGUGUAUUAGAAAGUGAAUUUAAACCUAACUCAACCCUAUCGGCUUGUAAAAUAAGAUUUGCACCUGUCUUAUCUCUAGUCGACAUGGACUUCCAACAUAGUGUGUAAAUUUUUAUUCUUUUUGGUAAAAUGGUGUUUUAUUUAGUUUGA
Molecule: messenger RNA, 1349 nt
Organism: Vigna radiata var. radiata (mung bean)
Lineage: Eukaryota; Viridiplantae; Streptophyta; Magnoliopsida; Fabales; Fabaceae
Product: protein NEOXANTHIN-DEFICIENT 1
Exons: 10
Coding region: 149-1066 (305 amino acids)
Molecular function (GO): lyase activity
Source: RefSeq, a predicted model, not a curated record